UAGACUUAUGACUUCCCUCCAACUCUCGCCCAACACAAGGACAUAAUAAUACUACUACUGCUGCGGAUUAGGACAUUCACAUCUGUUUUUUUAGGAAUUUCUGGGGGAAACACAGCCAAGUCCAAGUCCAAGUCCAAGUCCAUCGAAAACUAAAAAGCUUUUUUUUUUUUUUUUUUCUUUUCCGGCGAAGUUGUGAUGGAUAUGGAUGAUAGCAAUACUGCUACUAGGAAGAACAACGGUAGUAGUUGUGGAGGAGGAUCGCCGAGUUGGUGGUGGACAGACGAGAGGCACGUACGUUUCUUGAACUCGAUUGAGGCUUCCUUCGUCCGAGCCAUGUUUGACCACAACAAUAAUGCCAGCAACCGUCGUCAGUGUCACAGCCUGCGCCUUGAUCGCCCGUUACCUGACUGUUUUGACUCCACCCUAGAUGUGGGGAAGGAUAGACGACGGAGGCAUUCUAUUUCUACCUCAGAUGCUGCGGAGUACUCAUCCAGUGUAAGGACAGACAAGAAAAGUAGACGAUUAUCUUCACAUGAUCAGGUGGUCCCGCAGCUGGAAGGUGAUGAUGAUGGAAUUAAAGAUGAGAAAGAGAAGGAGGUGUAAUAACCGUAAACGACCACCGGCACCGGCUGGAGGAAUUCAGAUAUAUCCUCCUUCCGCCCCGACCCACUUUUAUCUUCUAAGACUACUAUUAAUAGUAGUAGUAGUAUUAUUUAGUGACUUUUGUGCCCCGCUCUUUUUUUUUUAAUUUUUUUAAUUUAUAAAAAAAAUGUUUGUCAUGUAUAUAAUCAGUUCCUUCCAAGACUAGUAUGAGUAUCUUGCAGGAUGCAGAAGACCAAAAUCCUUUACUAGCGUUUUGUCCAAAUUCGCUCGUGGAAUGGCAUUUUGAGACUAUCUGUCGUAGGCGCCCUGAUACGUUAUAGAAAACCCAUGCCUUGAUGGAUGGAUGGAUGGAACAAUGACAUCGAAAUUCAUAUGGGUUCAUAGGACAAAACAACAAAUACCAAGUUGUAAAAAGUUGGAACUGUCCUAAUUGGUUUCAAUACAGACCUUUUGAACAUGAGACAUGCAAAAAGCUGGUCCCCUUACGCUAGAAUGAAUGUCCAAUCGACAGCGUUGAUCUUGGAAGAAAUCCUUUUCCUUCUGCAAUGGCAUCAUUUUAGAUCUUACCUGUAACGCAAUGGAUGGAUUAACACGCAAGAGGCGAAGGGGUUAGCUGUUGACAAGUGGGCUUACGGUUUCUUUUUUCCUGCUUAAAUUUCUUCUCCAGUUUCCGGCCGGCGACAUUGGGCCUUAACUAUUCACAUGCUGAUUGUGUUUGGCAUGAUCUAAGUGCUAAACUCCGAUGCUUGGACCCGCAUGGAAACAAGUCUUAUCUGUUCUGCUUCUGCGUCAGACUUUUACAAUUCUGGACUCUUCCACCUGAGCUCCACCAUUCAUGUCAGCUCGUAUAUUGCAAAAUUUACUACUGGCAGUGGCACACCUUUUUCUUUAUCAGACUUCUGUCUACGACACUGCAAUUACGAAUUGCACCGAGCAAUAUCCUGUCGUCUUUGGAGCAAAAACUUGUGUAGAACGGUCUACAAGUCCACCCAAAGAUCAAGUGGUAUACAUUGUGCCGCAUCAUCAGCAUUAAUUAAAAUGAUGAGGCCUAGGCCCUCCAAUGUUCUCUCUCAGUUCUUCUUUCAGUACGAUGAAAAUUCCAUUUGCAGCAACAUUCCAAAUUAAGAAGGUUUCAUUCCGCUUU
This is a messenger RNA of Coffea arabica (coffee), 1747 nucleotides long. RefSeq lists its product as uncharacterized. Lineage: Eukaryota; Viridiplantae; Streptophyta; Magnoliopsida; Gentianales; Rubiaceae. The record is from RefSeq and is a predicted model, not a curated record. Gene Ontology annotation, biological process: response to cold; regulation of circadian rhythm.